AUGAUGGCUGUUCGGCUAUCAUUUCAUCACGGUAUCAAUCACUUUUAUAUUCUUCAACGGUUCAAUAAUCAAAGCUUGAUAAAACGAACCGUCACCUCGGCAAGUAACAGUAGCAACAUCGAUAAAGGACCAAAAACAACAACUUCAUCACAAACAUCAUCUCAAAGUCAAAACAGAGGAAAUACGCCAACAGGUUCACAAAAAGAAACACCAUCGCCUCAAACAAAAACGCCUCCAACUCAACAGUCUGGGGCUAAAUCAGCUAAAAAGCAAUCAUUGAAAAGCGGUGGUAGGGAUGUGGUAUUGAUCGAUGGAGUUCGUACACCGUUUUUACAAAGUUUUACAUCAUAUAAAAAUUUGAUGGCUUAUGAAUUAGCUCGUCAUGCGUUAUUAGGAUUAGUCAAACGAACAAAAAUUGAUAAAUCAUUACCAGAAUAUUGUGUAAUGGGUACAGUUAUUCAAGAAGUUAAAACAAGCAAUAUUGCGCGUGAAGCAUUGUUGAGUAGUGGAUUUUCGGAUAAAAUACCCGCCCACACCGUAACUAUGGCUUGCAUUUCAUCGAAUGCAGCGAUCGCUACAGGUGUAGCUAAUAUAUCUUCUGGUCAGAAUGAUCUUAUAAUUGCUGGUGGUGUAGAUUUUAUGUCUGAUGUACCAAUACGGUAUCCGCGUUCAAUGCGUAAAAUCAUGCUCAGUUUAAACCGUGCAAAAUCAUUACCGCAACGACUUGGACUUAUGACACAAAUGCUUUCGCCUAAAAAUUUCAGUCCAGAAGCGCCAUCAAUUGCUGAAUUCUCAACUGGUGAAAUAAUGGGGCAAUCAGCAGAUCGCUUAUCAGCAGCAUUUGAUGUACCACGAAAAGAUCAGGACGCAUACGCUUAUCGAUCACAUAAACUAGCACAAGAAGCAACGGAAAAGGGCUAUUUGGACGAUAUUGUCCCCUAUUAUAUAGGCGGCGAAUCAGAUGCAAUUUCGAAAGAUAAUGGAAUUCGUGUCUCAUCAUUAGAAAAAAUGGCUUCACUAAAACCAGCAUUUAUCAAACCGCAUGGAACAGUCACAGCUGCGAAUUCUUCAUUUGUGACGGAUGGUGCAUCAGCUUCGCUGAUUUCGUCAGAUGAAAAAGCAAAAGAGCUUGGUUUAAAACCGAAAGCAUAUUUAAGACCAGCUUAUGCAACAGCCAAACUUCUCGAUGAAGCUGGUCUUACUCUUAAUGAUAUUGACGUAUUUGAGUUUCAUGAAGCCUUUGCUGGUCAAAUUCUAGCCAAUCUAAAUGCAUUAAAUUCAGAUUACUUCGCCAAAAAAUAUUUGAAUCGUUCAGAAAAAGUUGGAGCUAUUCCAAUGGACAAAUUUAACUUAUGGGGUGGCUCGUUAUCAAUCGGGCAUCCAUUUGGUGCUACAGGAGUUCGUUUAGUAACAACAGCGGCCAAUCGUUUAAUACGCGAAGACAAACGAUUAGGAUUGGUUGCUGCCUGUGCAGCUGGUGGACUUGGACAUGCCAUGCUCAUUGAAAGAUAUUAG
Molecule: messenger RNA, 1515 nt
Organism: Didymodactylos carnosus
Lineage: Eukaryota; Metazoa; Rotifera; Eurotatoria; Philodinida; Philodinidae
Source: the annotation of a GenBank genome assembly